Messenger RNA from Lytechinus variegatus (green sea urchin), 4876 nucleotides. RefSeq names its product tropomyosin-like. Gene Ontology annotation, molecular function: actin filament binding. The record is from RefSeq and is a predicted model, not a curated record. Gene Ontology annotation, cellular component: actin filament. Lineage: Eukaryota; Metazoa; Echinodermata; Echinoidea; Temnopleuroida; Toxopneustidae. Gene Ontology annotation, biological process: muscle contraction; actin filament organization. The transcript is spliced from 9 exons. The coding region runs from base 194 to 1048 and encodes 284 amino acids.
AAUCCAUGAUCAAGCACGCUUUGGGAUAUUGUAGAGCAGUCUCUAACCAAAAAUUUGUCACUUGGCCGGUUAGCCCUCUCCACAUUCCCACCGUCUUGGACUAAGUUCUGAAGUCUUGUUCACUUCAGUUGGAAGUUACGACUUCUUGUUGUUUUUCUCGUGUAAACUUGGAAAAGCCCCAAAGUAAAUCGCCAUGGAGACCAUCAAGAAGAAGAUGUUGUCCCUGAAGACGGAGAAGGAGGUGGCUAUAGAUGCCAAGGAGGCGGCUGAAGCUGAUUUGAGGUCGAGCAAAGAGCGUGAGGAGCAGUUGAACGACACCAUAAAAGAACGCGACGACCGUAUCAAGCAGCUCGAGAGCGAACUCGACUCAGCCACCGACAAGCUCAACGAGACACAAGGUGCUCUGGAUGAAGCAACCAAGGCACAGGGAAUUGCAGAGGCAGAGGUGAAGAAUCUUAACAGUAAACUUAUCCUUCUUGAAGAAGACAAUGGCAAACAAGAAGAGGCAUUAGGAGAUACAAGGAGAAGGCUAGAAACAGUUGAAGUAGAAGCAGACGAAAACUUAAGAGCAAGGAAAGUACUGGAGACACGCAGUGCCUCUGAUGACGACAAAAUAUGUGAAUUAGAGCUUCGAAAUAAAGACCUUUUACUAAGAAAUGAACAACUCGACCAGCUGCAAUCAGAGUCCCAGCGUAAGCUUCAGAUGACAGAGCAACAGCUCGAGGUUGCUGAAGCCAAAAACACAGAAUUGGAAAGCAAAGUAUCAGGGCUUACUGAUGAGAUCACCACCUUGAGGAAUAACUGCAAAUCACUGGAAGCCCAGGAUCGUGAAUCAACAGAGCGGGAGGAGAAAUAUGAAUGUCAAAUCAAGUCAUUGAGGGACAGUUUGGAUGAGACCUCCAACCGUGCUGAGGGAGCUGAAGGCCAAGUCAAGUCUCUACAACAUCAAGUAGAUAGUCUUGAAGUUGACUUAUGUGCUGAGAAAGAGAAAUUGCACAGUGUUCAACUAGAAUUAGAGGGAUGCAUGAAGGAGCUUGAAGAUUUGUAGAAGACCUCGUUUUUUUUCAUCUCGUGUUUUGUUGAAGAAAAAUGCAAACUGUUUUUUUAUGAGUCCUCGAUCAUUAACUAUUGGUUGGUUGGAUGUACAUGUGUACUUAGUACUUCGCUGGAGAUUAAGAUUUGGAAUCUAUCUUCAUUUCUCAUUGUUGCACUCUAGUCUUCUCACAUAUGAAGCAUCUAGCAUAUCACUGUUCUUGAAGUGUUUGAUUUUAUUGAAGAUUAAAAUAAUGCAAAUUAAUUCAUUGUAUCAAUGGGAGCGAGCAUUGGCAAAACAUUGGACCAAUUGAAUAACACAUUCCAAUUUUUUUGGGUACUUCGAAAAUUCCAUGGUUGAUAAGAAAAAAAAAUGUCCAGUGAUUUUUAUUCUAGUUUAUCUGUUUACUUAUCAAUACUUGAUAUGAUACCUAUAAUUUCAUAUUCCAAACCAAUGUCAAGGCUUCUUGCAGUUGUCAUUGUAUCUAUGUGACACUGAUUGUGGAAUAUAUGGUUUGAAGUCUUGUCAUGAAAAUACAUAUUUAAUGUUAAUGAUCUUGCUGCAAAUUUGACAGGUUUUAAUUAAAAAGAAACAAAAAACCCCUCAACAAAUGAGCGAUUGAAUCUGUUAAGCACGAUGUAUCCCUAAUCAUGUAUUACAGUGUAAUGGAGAUGUGUGUUGCUAUCUUAACAUUGCAUGUAAUAAUUUAUUGUGAUACAUAGUGAAAUAUACAUUGCUAUUCUUUCCUCUCAAGUCAAAAUAAAUGUAAAACUGUGUGAACCUGUACAUAUGCUCUUUUGGUAAGUAUACUGUAGACAUGAGUAGGCAAGUCUGUAGGUAUCUGGUUUUUACUGUGCAUUCACUAGCAGAGUGACAUACAGUGCUGUAUGUACUACUGAGAAUAAUCUUUGUGAUGUCAUGAUAUUAUGGUGCAUUAUGUAAUCAUUCAGGGCGCUGUCAGUUGUGCCCUACAUAUAAAACAUGUAUAAGUAUAAAUAAGUGUUUAUAUGUGCUUCUCUUUACUCUAUGAACAUUCAAAAAUUAAAGUAGGGCAUCUAGUUCAUUGAUUUUCAAUUUACCUUUCCCGUUUUUUUUAAAAUUAUUUCUGCCUGGGUUUUUGUUGAACUAUAAUUUUGCCUAUUUGCUUUCUUUUCUUUCUUUUAUCCUCUUGUUCCUUCCUGAUGUGUUGUCCCAUAUAAUGUUUCUCCUUGUCUGUUGUUCCUACGUAAUGUUUUGGUUACCUGUACAGAGGAAUUGGUUAGUGAGAAGGAAAAGUGCAGACAGAUGAACGAGGAGAUGGAGCGCUGCUUGCAAGAACUCAACAUGGAGGUCUAGACACAGUAGACCUCUUGCUUGCCUAUACGUAUCCAUAGCAACCUUCCUUUAUUUUCACUUGUAACCAGUUUUGUCCUCAAAGCCUACUCCUGGCUGAGCCCACACACCAUCAAAUCUGGACACUAUUUAUGUUCCUUUAUUUUAUGUUUCUAUGUUUCAAAACUUUGGACAGAGAGAGAGAGGGAGGGAGAGAAAUCUUCUCUUCAAAUGAGAGAAAGCGGAAGAAAUUGUACAAAGUGAUUUUUUUCAGUUGUUCGUCUUAGUAUAGGAGGCAAGGAAAGUAUUGUUCUUUUUAAGAUAUUUUAUUGCAAAAGUUAUUUAUAGAAGAAUUUGUAACUUUUUUAUGGCAGGAUUGGUUUGGUAAUGAAUGAUGAAAGGAAUUGGUUUGAUGUUGACUGUUAGGCGCUCUAGACUGUGACAAGGUUGUCAGAUCAGUCGCUUCUACAUCGGACAAGGAUUGAUAUCAUGUGUAUAUUAUUACCCUCCCCCUCCCUUAACCAUAACUUACGUAUUAUUGUUGCUUCUUUCAUCAGAUUGUUCAAUUAAUAUUUUUUUCUAUCAAGAGAAAAUUCAGUUUUGAUUGUUUCCAUGUCAUUUCUCUUGAUGAAAACUUGUCAGAUUGAGCAUGAGAAACUGAAAAUUUGAUUUCUAUUUUAUUUGCUUCAAUGUUUUCUGAUCAAUAUCUUUUCUUCCAUGACUGACCUAGUCACUAGCUAAGCAUGGUUGUAUACUCAUAUCAUCAAAACUCACUGCUUAGUUAUGUACAUGUAUCAAUAGUUAAAAUGACUACACUAUCAUUCUCUGUAGGAUUACUUAGUCUAUGACAUAUUAAAGCAUUAGUAGAAAAGGGAAGAUAUUUAAUAGCUGAUAUAUGUUUGUCUAGUGUAUAUGAUCUGAUAACAAGAUAUUCUUGACAGUUAUAAAAGAAAUAAAAUCAUGUAUAAAGUAUUACUAAUUUAAUAUCUAAUUAUAUAUAUUAUCAUUAUAGCUGCAGAAUACAUUAGAUCAUAUGGAAUUCUUAGACGAAACAAUUGACUUCAAAACUUGAUAUGUUUUAUACACCUAUCAUUUCUGAUUACGCAAGUGUAAUUAUUAGUGGUUUAGUAUUGUCAAAUUAUGCACUAGAAAAUUAAAAUGUUUGAUUUACAGAACUACAGAUGACAAGUCUUUGUAUUGUAAAUGUUUAUAUUAUUUGCUUAUCAUCUAGACUGUAAUAUAGUGAAUGAUUUUAAGUGUGAGUAUUGCAUUAAUUUCUUGUUACGGAUGAAUGAACUGGUACUGUAUUAUGUAUAUCAUCUACUUCUAUACCCAUUAUACUCAUACAAGUGCUAACGUAAAUUGAUUAGCUUUUCUGACAACUAGAAACAAAACACUACAUGUUACAUUGAUUGGUAAUUGUCCUGAAUAUGUAAUAUUUUGCAUGAUUUUCUUUUGAAACAUUGUCAUUGUCAGGUUAUAAAAUCACCAUUGAAAAUCAUACGCAAACAAACCCAAUUGGAACUAUGUAGAGGGUUGCAUGGUGCAUUAAAACACAGCGCUUCAUACUCACAAAAAGAUUGCCUUUUAUUUCAUUUUAUUUCAUUUUACUCUCACUGACUCUCUUCUGUUUUUUUUUUUAACAAAAGCAAUCUUAUCUUUCAUUUCUGAUGCUAUCGUCUGAUUGGCGAUUCAGAGUUUGAAAUGAUUUACCUUGGUCUGAUUUUAGCCUCCUUUUGUUUUCAUUCUUGUUUUAUUCUCUUUCAAAGUAAAGCUUUGAGGUGUGUCAUGAUUCAGAUAAACUGUCCCAAAUUCUUGUAAAUUAUUUUCUGAAUUUUGAUUCACUUCAAAGAAACUAAAAGAAGAGUUGGAUUAAGGGAGUUGAGAUGGUAGGAAAUGGCUUAGAUUCAAGGAAUUAUGCAAAUGGAACUCUCUACAUGUGUGGAAGAUAAUGUAUUUGUUCUUAGAUUGAGAAUACUCCAUUGAGAGUUGGGGAACGGCAGGGUCAUCCCAACUAGAACCAGUGAAGCAGAAUCGCAUAGAAUGAAUAGAAGAAACUUCUAGCAAUUCUAUCAAUCUAUAGCACCAUUUCAGCUCUUUUAAUCUUCACUUCAUUUCUCUUGGUCCUUUCCAUUUUUUGUAAGCAUGGGAAAUCCUAUAUUUUUGCAACUCUCACUGUUUAUACAUAUUAAAGCACAUUAAAAUGUGGCUUGUUCAAAAUUUGAGAGGUUGCCCAUAUCAAAACUAAACAAUGUGAUCACAUAAAAUAAACAAUUAUUGUUCUUGAACAACUGGAAUGUUUUUUGAAAACAGGUUGCCUACUAGAAAGGAAUGGGGGGCUAGAUCGUGCAUGGCAUAGGGAAGAUCAAUUUUUGAAAGAGUAAAAAGAUUUUUUUUUAAAUGGAUGAAAAAUUAAUUGGUACUUGAGUACUUGACAGAGUCCAAGGAAUAAGAGUGUGUAAUUUUAGAAGCAGUGCAGUAUGCAUUGUACCCCUCAUCAUAGAUGAAUAAAACACAUUUAUCUGACGGCAA